Gaeumannomyces tritici R3-111a-1 is the source of this 3567-nucleotide messenger RNA. RefSeq lists its product as hypothetical. Gene Ontology annotation, cellular component: ciliary inversin compartment. Gene Ontology annotation, biological process: protein localization to ciliary inversin compartment. The coding region runs from base 1 to 3567 and encodes 1188 amino acids. The record is from RefSeq and is a predicted model, not a curated record. Gene Ontology annotation, molecular function: protein binding. The transcript has 7 exons. Lineage: Eukaryota; Fungi; Ascomycota; Sordariomycetes; Magnaporthales; Magnaporthaceae.
AUGACCGCAGCGACCGAAAUGACGAAUCUAAUUGCCGCCGAUGAUCUCGAGGCUCUCGAGACGCUCAGGGCGCACUUUGCGCCCCAUAAUCUUUUACUCAAGUUGCGCAAAGGCAAGCCCCUUUCGGCCCUCCAGUCGGACUUGUGGACGAGCCAGUGGACCGACUCUGAAAUAGAAACCGCUCGCGCGCUGCCCCCUUGCCGAGGUCUCUUGUACCAGCCCCAGGCCUCGAUCGGACCGGAAGAGCUCCGCAAUGUUGGCAAAACCGACCAGUCGCCGCUCCAAAAAGUCCUGUUCAGAGAAGUGCGCGGAAAAUCCGUCCGAAUCACCGGACCCGCUGGCUGCGGCAAGUCGAUGCUGGUAAAAGUCAUAUCUGAGCGGCUGAGACGAAGGUUGGCAGCUGUGGUCGUCGAAUAUAUCGCCCCCAUCAGCUCGCAACCCCAUACCGAGAACCUCUAUGGCGUACUCGCCUCUUUUAUGCAUCAGGUCGUAUCCCAAAGACUGGCGGUGCUCGAUCCCGUCGGGGGCCUUGUUGCUCGUAUUCUAAAGCAGCGAGUCUGGUCAGAACGAGCAACCCACGCCUUGUUGUCCUCGAUGCUGCUGCACGCAGAGAACAUGGACCUCCUGGUGGUGAUUUACGAUAUGGAACGCUGGCCGGCGUCGGCCCGUUCCUGGUGGCACACGCUCCAGCAUCGUCUCCUUGGGUCGUCCAAGUGCACCUUUCUCACAAGUAGCCGCGCUCUGGACGAAGAUCUUGGCGCGGGAAAGCCUUUCCAUCUGGACCUGUCAAACGAGGACGGACGCAAACUCGAUCUCAUCAAGGCUAGAGUCCGCCGACAUGACGAGCAGUCUCCAGGCUCAGCAUUUGAAGAGUCGGUGCAAAAGGAAAUUUUCGCUGCUGCUCAGAAAUUUCAGAGGUCGUUCACCGCCGUCGAUAACUUCCUCACCCGCCUCUUCCAGUCCUUUACUCCGACAGCGCCCGAGACGGCGAGGAUGGCCAUUUGGGCCUUGCCCACAACCGAAGAGCAACUCUUUCAAGAAGAGCUGGUGCCAUUCUUCAGGCCCGGGCAGUCGCGCGCAUCUUCCUGGGUCGUUCCAACGCUCUCGUGGGUUCUUCGUGCCGCGCGUCCGUUGCACGUUAUGGAGCUUGCUGUGGCCGUCUUGAUCAACCUGUGCAGCAACACCAAGCAGGAAUUGCAAGACAAAAUUUCGGCCGACAUGGAGCGCGACCUCCAGAGCGCCCUUGGAGUUUUGCUGUCGGUCAAGAACCAACACGCGGGCGAAUCCGUCAAGCUGGGAACACACCAUCUCCUGACCCUGCAUUGCCUCCACUACCUGGGUGUCGUCCUCGCCGACGACUCGCCGCGGGAGUGGAAGCGAUGUUUGUCGUGUGUCUCGACGUACCGACAAGUGGCGAGAGCCCCUCGGGACCCAGUCCUCGAGUUUCCGCACUACGCGUGCCUGUUCUGGCCUUCCCACUUCCUCCAGUAUGAACGGCAUACUAAGGACAAUUCGGACCUGGUCGUCAAGGUGGCCGAGUUCCUCCAACAGCCAACGGUGGCAGAUGGCUGGUUCAAACUACACCUGCUCUGCACAGGUACAGCAUCACCGGCCAGCGGAGACGAGAAGGCGGAUUCCCGGAAACGAGCAGCGCAGAUGGCAGCGUAUGUCGGCCUUGAUUCGGUCGUAGCCUAUCUGUCAGGCCCUUUGCCGCUAGACUUCUGCCUGGAGAUUGCUGUUGCCAACGACGACCAUGAGAGGGUUGUACAGCUGAUGCAACUCGGCCAAAAAGACACGACAAAGCACUUCCCCCUCCACGCGGCGGCGUCGGCAGGCAGCCUGAUGACCAUGCACACACUUCUCAACAUGAUGGAAGAUGAGCAGCAAAACCAUGACGGCCAGACCCCACUUCACUUGGCAGCCGCUGGUGGCCACUUGGAUGCUGUUCAGUUUCUGUUGGAGAAGGAUAAUCAUCGCAGGUCAUCGGAUGCGACGAAGGAGAAGCCAGGAGGAGAAGGGGGUUGCGUUCCCAGCACGGUGGAUGCUCCAGACUCGAACAAGCAGACGCCACUGAUGCUAGCAGCGAAUAUGGGUCAUGUCGGGGUUGCCCGGUACUUGGCGACUUCUGGCGCAGAGGUCCUGACCCGUGACAAACACGGCAAGACCGCCCUACAUCAUGCCGUUAUCCACUGCCCACAGGUGGUCGAGCUUAUUGCGAGGAAGGAGCCUAUCGGUCUGCUGGUGCAAGACGCCAGCGGCCAAACUCCUCUGCAUAUCGCUGCCCGAAUCGCCGGUGCCGCGUCGGCGUCUACGAUGGUUGAAGCCGCCAGCGACAGCGCACAUCUCGGCCAGCUGCCGCAGGCCGUUGACGAGAGCGGGAGGACGGCGCUGCACUGCGCCGCGCAGUCCGGUGCAGCCGACGUCGCGCGGAUUUUGGGAGAGAAGGAUGACAACCUUCGUCUGACGGUGGUAGUUGAGGAUAGCGAGAAUCAGGAUACUCCAGCACAGCUCGCCGCGCUGUGUGGCCAGCUGGUCGUCAUGAAACUCAUACUUAGCUGGAUGCCGGACACGCCGGAUACUCCGGACGGCGGCCUGCUUUUCGCUGCUUCAGAUGCCGGCCAGUUGUUGGUGGUACGCCACCUCCUCCACAUCGGCUGUCCCCCAGACGGGCCAUGGGAGGAGAUCCGCCCACUCUAUCUGGCCGCUUGGCAAGGGCACAAUGCGGUAGUGCUUGCUCUGCUACAGGGCGGGGCACAGAUCGCUCCGCCGUCCACGGAUGAACGGACUAGUCUCCAUCAUGCCUCGGCAAAUGGCGGUUCGGCCCGACUGGACAGAGAAGUCAUGGCCCUCCUGGCAGACCGCGGAGCUGACAUCCAGGCCCGCUCGCAGGCUCGGGAUACCCCCCUGCACUUGGCGGCCAUCAGCAGUGGGCAGGCGGUCACUUUUCUGUUGGACAAAGGGGCGGCAGUAAACGACCAGGACGCCGAAGUCGGAGCGCCCCUGCAUGAUGCAGUGCGCAUGAAGAAUAUCAAGUCGGCCAUGGCCCUCAUCAGGGGAGGCGCUGACCUGGAUGGCCGAGACGAGAGAAGAAAGACCCCUCGGGCAGUGCGAUGUUCGGCUGCCGGUGUGGCAAGCUUCAUCAAGGAAUUCAAGGACAUAAUCGGCGAGGACAAUGACCGGGUGGCCGAUUUGUUCAUUGUUACGGCGAGGCAGACGAAUCUCACGGAUAUCCUCGUGGCCUUGGUGUACUUGGGGGCCGACAUCAAUCAACGCGGGGGCCGGUUGAACAAGACGAUCCUGCACAUAGCAGCAGAGCGCGGCAGACCUGUGCUUCUCGAUCCGGUCGAGAAGACGGACCGCCUCAUUUUCGAGCCAGCCAGGAGAGGAGCCAUAGACAUCUCCGGCAGUUGCGACCGCCGGGGCCGCACAUGUAUUGACGCGCCCGGUGACCCGAAAGGGGAUGCCGCCCCCGGCACCGCCGUUCGAAGAGGUCUCGACCCUGCCGUUUCUGAGCGGAUCAGGACCGGCCGGUUCUAUCGUGUCGGCCUCAACUUUGCGCGACCUUGA